GCUUUUUCCAGCCCUUCUCCGGCAGCGAUUGCAGAGUUGAUUCCAACAUCAAACUCUGAAGUGCUGCAGAAGGCCAAUAGACCUAGCAGGCGCUUGCAUAGUGCCCCCCGAGAGGCUUCAAAUGCUAUGCGGCGCUGGCCACUGCCCUGCACCGCGGAGCCAAGAAUGCUGGCGCGACCGGUGCCUCGCAAGAUCUCCUCCUCAUUGCCUGCGCUGACGGGCUGGCCAACGCGAUCAAGCAGAAGCAAAAGUUUAGGCCGACUGCGUUCCGGAAGUGUACCAUUGGCCGACAGACCCCAACAGACCUUCCAUGGGGCGCUGGGUCGGCUUGGUGUGGACCAUCCGAGCAGGUCGCCAGAACCUAAAGCCACUGAUGCUGCGGAGUUGAACGAGGAUCCUGGAUCGCCCACCUCGCCUACAGGGCACGAGGCUCGCUUUCACUUGGAACUCAAGCGCGUGAGUUCUGAAGUGAACGAGGUUCACCGACGCCAGCUGUCUACCCGAAGACAUUUGGAGCAGGUGAAGCGAGAACUUUCCAGUGAUAGCGACAUCAAUCUCAAGGCCAUAGCUGAUUUCCAGGCGAAGGUGAGGGCAACCGAAGCAGAGGUCUCUGACUUGCUGGGGAGUUUCAUGCACGAGUGGGACACCUUCAACCCCGUGAGCGAGGAGCUGCAGGCUUUGGCCAGCGAAACUGAUGCCCUGACCGAAACCGAUCAACGGAUGAACGAGCUGCUGGAGCGCAUGUCCAGGAAAAAACAACGACACCGCUCUCAAAUCGUGUGGCGUUUGUGGAAGGAGAUGAAGAAGGACGGUGUCUCGUUGGAGUCAACAAGUGUAGAUGAUGUGUCAAAGGAUGCAUUUGCUUCUGACUUGCCGCGGCCCGGGCAGAAAGGCUUCAAGAUUCUUCAGGAAGGGAAGCGCCUGUACAAGGAGAUGCGCCUGUACAAGGCCAAAUCAUCACAAUUGACGACGGAGAUCAUACGGCAGCAUCAUGCCGAACAGGCUGAACAGUUCAGAGGAGAUGGCACCAACCUCUUAAAAGAAAUGCUUCGAGAAGGUGUUUGGCCAGAUAAAGACGUUGAAGCAGUAGUCCAGUGCGCACCAACGGGUGCUCUCAUGGAAUACUUUGGUGAUGCUGUCUUCGAGCUGCCCAAGGUGCUGAUGAAGGCCCUCGAAGACAGCAUCACCAAAGUAUUCCAUGAGGCCUUUCUGGUGCAAACCAUUUAG
This is a messenger RNA of Cladocopium goreaui, 1227 nucleotides long. NCBI's taxonomy places the organism in Eukaryota, Dinophyceae, Suessiales, Symbiodiniaceae. The record is from the annotation of a GenBank genome assembly.